This is a messenger RNA of Lampris incognitus (smalleye Pacific opah), 2775 nucleotides long. It is a transcript of the gene dachc, whose product is annotated as dachshund c. The coding region runs from base 355 to 2166 and encodes 603 amino acids. The record is from RefSeq and is a predicted model, not a curated record. NCBI's taxonomy places the organism in Eukaryota, Metazoa, Chordata, Actinopteri, Lampriformes, Lampridae. The transcript is spliced from 11 exons.
UUCUGAUUCAAGUGUGGGAUCUGUUUUUAUCCGCACACACACACACACGCACGCACGCACGCACGCACACGCACACUCACACACGUGCACACACGCACACACACACGGACCCUGCCGCUCCAUUCCUCCGCGGGUUUUUUCCUUCCUUAAAUCCACUUUGUCCUUCACUCAUUUGGAGAGAAAAAGGAAAGGAAGAGAGUCCGCUCCUGCUCGGCCAAGUUCACUUUCCAGCUACGCAGCAGACUUCCGGCGCCUUGAAUUUGACUUUUUUUUAACUUUUUACUUUUUAUAUAUACACAUAUAUAUUAUUUUAUUUUAUUUUUCCCUUUUUUUUAAUUCAGGGACGUGACCACCAUGGCCUCCCCGGUCGCCACUCUGCUCCCCUCCGCUCCUCUGGGGCACCAUCCGACGCCGAUUUCCACCUCCCCCGCCACCAACUCUCCGCCACCCGCGGCCACCUCCACCUCCUCCUCCCCGACGCCUCCCGUCGGGCGCCCGGCGCUCCUCCACCCGUUCAGAGCCGACCUCCUGCCAAUGAAGAAGGCGAGCGUCCCGCUGGCCGGCGGCAAGCCCGUGUACGCCACCCCGUCCCCGGUGGAGAACACGCCGCAGAACAACGAGUGCAAACUGGUGGAGGUGAAAGGGGCCAAGCUGGCCUCGUUCACGGUGAGGGACACGGAGCUUAUCUGCCUGCCGCAGGCGUUCGACCUGUUCCUCAAACACCUGGUCGGCGGGCUGCACACCGUCUACACCAAACUCAAGCGGCUGGACAUAACCCCGGUGGUGUGCAACGUGGAGCAGGUCCGGGUGCUGCGGGGGCUCGGCGCCAUCCAGCCCGGGGUGAACCGGUGUAAACUCAUCUCCAGGAGGGACUUUGAGACGCUGUACAACGACUGCACCAACGCAAGCUCGAGGCCGGGCCGACCGCCCAAAAGGCUCCAGAACGUGACGUCAUCGGACUGCGGGACCCACCACAUGCUAUCUCACAGUGGUCUGAUGUCUGCCGGGAUCAUACCCCCAACAGGUCUAUCUGCCCUGGCCAAGAAGAUCAAGCUGGAGGUUAUGGGUGGUUACCAUGGCAGCCAGCAGCCGCAUGGUGGGCCAAACGGCGAAAACGGCGAUCACAAUCCUGGUCUGGGUCUGGACCAGCUGCCCUUCAUGAUGAUGUCACAUCCUCUGAUCCCUGCCAGCCUGGCACCGGCCUCCGUUUCCAUGGCGAUGGGCCAGAUGAAUCGACUCAGUACGCUGGCCAGCAUGGCGAAUGUGGCGCAGCUCCACGCCAACCCCCCUGCCAGGACUCCCACGUCCGUCAUAAAGGAGCGAGUUCAAGACAGCCCCUCCCCUUCUCCCUCAUUGGAGGAAACGCAGAUAUCGUCCAAUCACAGCAGCAGCGAGUCGAGUUCACCUUUGCAAAUAGAACGCACAAUAGAAACCGCACACCCGCUCCAUGAGGGCCUGUCUUCGGGCCACGGUGUGUUAGGCCACUCCCCCGGCAUGGUGCAAGGGGCCAGAGAGACAGAUGUGGCAGCACUGGAGUACAGUAAGGACACCAAGAGGACCCCCGCUGACCGAGAUACAAGCUCCCUGGCAGCCCAGACAGUCAGAGAGAGCUGUGACCGACAAAGCUUCCCGGGACAGAAAGUGGUACCAGGCAGAGAUGGCUGUGAGAGAGUAGUCUACACCGGAGGACAGAAACUUCCAGCAGGCCUCCCCCACGCUCCCUUCAUCUUCCCAGAAGGCCUGUCCUCCAUAGAGACCUUGCUUACAAACAUCCAGCAGGGUCUGCUGAGGGUUGCCAUAGACAAUGCGCGGGCGCAAGAGAAGCAGGAUCAGCUGGAGAGGACAGAGCUAAAGAUGGAGCUGGUCAGAGAGAGGGAGCUCAGGGAGACACUGGAGAGACAGCUCAGCAUGGAGCAGAAAAACAGAGUCCUGAUCCAGAAGCGCCUGAAGAAGGAGAAGAGGAGUAAGAGGAGGCUACAGGAGGCGCUAGAGGAGGAGGUCAAACUCCGUGACCAGGCGGAGCACAGCCAGCUGCACAUUGCAGAAACACCAACAGACUCGGUGACCCAGGAAGUAGAUGCAAGUAACCAUGAGGAUAAUAGGCCAGACACCAAAGCUACGCUGCAAGAGGGCAGAGUAUUCCUGCAGACUUCUGGUAUGUUCUGAGGAGAAGAUGGAUGGGUGUCGGCCGGGUGGAUGGGAGAAUGGAUGGACGGAUGGAUGGAGGGAUCACUGGACAGACUGAGGAAGAGAUGGGGACGUGACAGCAGUGGACAGAGGGAGGAAGAGGAGGCAUUAAUUCUGAGAUACACUGCACGUCUCACAGGCAUACUCGGUCACACGGCAUCUUCUUAGGUACACACCGGUCUCCACGUACAAUUCUGCACCCCAAACCUCCACUGUCACACAUGGAGAGGAGGGGAUCGGUGGUAAUAUUUGUACUUUUCAUGUUCUCCAGUUUAAUUUAUUGCAUUUAUCUCCAGAUACUGGCCGUAGCAGAAACGACUCUUUAUUCCGAUGUCUUUGACUGUGUUUAUUUCAAUCAAGGUUUUUAGAUCCUAGAUGAAGAUUGCCAUAGUUGUUUUGUCAGUGCUGUAUAUCUGAAUUCAAGUGGAUAUAAAUACAUAUAUGAAACAAUCAUUUUUGUCAUUAUCAAAAAAAAACCCCAACAAAAAACAGAUGGCAUGUUGUACAGCCAGUAAACAACUUGUAUUGUGUAUGGUAUGCAGUAGUCCAGUUUGACAAGACAAUACAAAUCAUUUUUAUUGAAAAAAA